Messenger RNA from Trypanosoma brucei brucei TREU927, 2508 nucleotides. RefSeq lists its product as hypothetical. The record is from RefSeq and is a predicted model, not a curated record. Lineage: Eukaryota; Euglenozoa; Kinetoplastea; Trypanosomatida; Trypanosomatidae. The transcript has a single exon. The coding region runs from base 1 to 2508 and encodes 835 amino acids.
AUGCGGGUAACAUUGGAGGAGAGGGAUCUGCAUAUCGCUUUCAGUGUUUCUUUGGCUACAAUUGGACUUGUCUUUUUGGUGCAACAUGUUGCGUCCACCGUAUCCCGGCUUCCGUCGUGGUUCAUAAACCUCCGAUGGCAUUACAUUAGUCUCAUAUGUCUACCUGUUUGCUUGCUGGUCUCCUUGUCACUCUCCAGCAUCUCAUGGUUUCUUGUAUCGGCUGGGGCGGGGCUUGCACUGGUUUCUGGGGUGAGGACGUGGGAGCGUGGCGCUACCACCUUCUUAUUCUGUUUCCUCUUGGCCGGUCAGUGUUUGGAGCAGCUCAGCCACACCGUUCACGUCACACUUCCACCUAAGGCUAGGACAUGGACCUCACGGUACCGUGGACAAAUAGCCCUUUGGCCAACGGGGGAAGCCACCGGUCCGGAACAUCUUCUCGUGAUGUACAACGACGUGACGUUGACACGGCAGCCAUGCAGCGGGGCGGUUGCUGGUACAAUUCCCACUCAAGCCGGCGCCGUGACACGACAACUAGGCAUGCGGCGUCACACUUUAGUUUCAUUUGCCACCAACACCCGCAUCGGUUCCAUGGAGAGUUGUCUUGGUGAUGGUGCUAACGGAGGUUUCCUGCCUUUGCACCAGGUGGCUCUUCUCGGAGAAAGUGGUCGGUUGGAAGAUGUCACUCUGCGUUGUGGCCUCCCUUCGAGUGCUAGGGAUGGCAAUAGCAACGGGAAAACCUUUUCCCGUUGCUUAACCCUGGACGCCAGCACAACAUUUGAAAACGUUACCGUAGAGUUUUAUGCUGAUGGCAACUUCAAGGCUGUGGUUAGCAUUCUCCAUGCAGACAAAUGUGCUGACGCUUUGUCGCAACUGCAGGCAGUUGGUAAGUCGAUUCUCAAGGACGAGAUUGACGUUUUGCUGUGCCUUCCUAGUGCGGUGAGUUAUCGCUUCUCGAAGCUCGUGGGGGAUCCUACCCUUGUCCCGACGGCGUUAAGGGCUGAAGUACCAUAUUUCUUUCGCUGCGUAUGGUAUUUACCCAUGGCAGUGCGGAACAUACCCGAAGGCGCUGCAUUCAUCGCCGACCGUGUCGUCAUCCCCAUCGCAGCUACAGUAGUCGCAAAUUCUCUUGCUUUCGUCCAAACGAUAAUUUGGACGUGCUGGAACCUCAUGCCGGACGUCCUUCAGCUAUUGGAGGACGUGGGCGUGUUUGUGACGGGAGCGUACUGUCGCGCUGUGAAGGGCACUAACUCGACUUUGUGUGCGAAAUCUCUCCUGGAGCACGCUGAAGACCAGCGCUUUCAACUUGGUGUUAGGUCUGUCGAUUGUGUCUUCGAGACGGUCCGGUUGGUGCUGGAUGCGUUGGAGCUCGUCCCGGGUCUUUGGCGCGUGCUUCUUUGGACUUUGCGCGCAGAGUGGCAUUUGGUGUUGUACUGCCUAAAUAUUGUACAAGUGAUUUUGACAGUGGUCGUACGCUGGCCGUUACAGACACUGUACGGUGCACUGCAGCUUACUUUAUCCUGGAUGCUUCAAACGCUGUCGCUUUUUUUUCUGGAUUACGACUUGUCUCGCAUUGGGGACGCCCUCUGCUCUCCGCUUGCAUAUCUGUAUCGCUUGCAGAAGGAGUUGCUUGCUGCGGAGGCACAGGCUGCGUGGGGGCUGCUGUGGUGGUUUUUCUCGGGUGUUUGCAGGAUGGUCAAUGUGUUCUUUGCCACCGUUUGUGCUGUUUGUAACGGCCUAUUCUGCGUAGUGUCUCUCUACACUGGCACGACAUUUUGCACCCACUCUUUUGUGGCACUCAUUCAGACGGCCAUUGUUUUGAUAGCCAUGCGAAAUGAAUUACACGACAUCGCCACCCGUGAUGGUACGGGCUACACAAGCUUUGUGGGCCGUUGGCCUGGUGGCAAAUACAUGGUCAUGCUGACGUUGUUUGCUAAGCUGCACUCCGUGGUGCUUUUGAGGUACACUGUUGCGCACACGGUUCUGAUAUUUACACUCUUUGGGUUGUCAGUUGUUGGUGUACUAUCUAAAUUGUACAACUUGACUCUGUAUAUAGCCUUUCCAUGGGUUUCAACCACUGUCUUCCUUGAGUUCUUCACAGCAGAUCCACGAUGGUCAACCGUAGCGUGGGUGUCCGCGGCGAAAGGGCUCGUUGCCAUUCUUCUCGAUCGCACGAUUGGCGACUUUACCGCCUACCUUGUGGGGGAAGUGUUCUUCGUGCUUGGGGUUGUGUUUACAGGGGCUGCUUUUGUAUGGGGGUGUCAGAAGGAGCUGCCUUUACUGGCCCUCCGUGUGCUGCUGCGGCUUCCACUUGACAGCUCUAGCGAGUCUAGCACCACCGGCGCCAAACUCAAUACUACGCCUCAGCCCGAUGUUGGUAGGGCAGUCUUUUUGGACGAUGCGACAGGUGCGGAGAUGACAAAGGGUGAAAUAAUGCUUCCCGAUGUUGUGGAGGUGGUAGACGACACUGGCAAGGAGGAAGCUACGGAGUGCAACAAGGACGUGCAGUAG